Messenger RNA from Myripristis murdjan (pinecone soldierfish), 2814 nucleotides. RefSeq names its product establishment of sister chromatid cohesion N-acetyltransferase 2 (gene esco2). Gene Ontology annotation, cellular component: nucleus; chromatin. The transcript has 15 exons. Gene Ontology annotation, biological process: mitotic sister chromatid cohesion. The coding region runs from base 184 to 2196 and encodes 670 amino acids. Gene Ontology annotation, molecular function: protein-lysine-acetyltransferase activity. NCBI's taxonomy places the organism in Eukaryota, Metazoa, Chordata, Actinopteri, Holocentriformes, Holocentridae. The record is from RefSeq and is a predicted model, not a curated record.
AGAAGCCGCUUGCGCAACUUUUUUUGGUGAGUGGCGCGCGCAGUUCAAAACAUCACAGAGAAGAAGCGCGAGCGGAUCAAGCGUCCCGCCAUCAAAAACCUCGCCGGCUCCUCACAGCUGCUCCUCAGACAGGCUUUCUGACCGCAGGACUGUGUCAGCUUAACAGGUGCAGUUUACAGAAAAAUGAUGCCCAACACCACAAGGAAGAGAAAGCUCUCCUCUCUGGACCCAGACAGUCACCCAGCCAAGAGGGGAGUGUUGGGCGAGACGUCUCCUGUGAAGAGAUCACCAAGGAAGCCCCGCCAGGCAUGGCGUUCUCCAGCCAGGAGGAAGCUGGCCACGAGACUGGAGAAGGAGACCUGUCCCUCGCCAAAGAAAUCCACCAGCAGACUGGCAGGCUCACCAGCUAAAUCGCCCCGUAAAUCCUCUCCAGUGAAACCUGUGACUGUCCCAGGCUCCUUCUACAGCAAACGGAAGGCCCUCUACCUCACUCCACUGGAGAGGAAGAUGUUGAAGGAGAGCAGGCCGCCUCCUGCUCCUCUUCCUUCUCUCCCUCCUUCCCAGGGCAAACAGGCAAAGAAGACGACGAAGGUUGUGGGAGGCAGAAAGCCAAGAAAGACAGCCACAGCGUUUGAUCAUGGGUUGAAGAAGGACUUAAAAGCCCACACUGCAUCUCCUAGAACGAUCACACUGACCCGACCUAGUAAUAGCGGUGAUGCUAAACCAGCGUCAACUUCUAACGCCACCACCAGUGCCAAGCCAGCGGAGCCCAAAAAGGGAAUCACUAUCACUUUCAGCAGCCUCAAGCCCAAACCUAAGAUCUUUGUGGGAGCUGCUUUCUUUGGCACAGGGAAGAAGCCGACUUCAAUGUAUAAGAAAUCCACACCAAAGACCAGGCUGGCUCCGGCCCAGGGGAAAAGCAAAGACGCCCUGCAGGAGGCAAAGAGGGAGAAAUCCCAACCGCCUCCUGUGAAGAGCCAACAGCAGGAAGAAACUCAGCGUGCAACCCAGCAGAACCAGGGAGGAGAGGAGAAACCCAGGACUGAGCAGAGAGCCAGGUUUGACCCAUCAGACUGGAUGGACCCUGAAUUUGACCAACCAGAAACUCCACAACCAUUCAGGUCUCCGAAGGUGUUGGCAGAAAAAUACGGGUUGACCAAAGAGUUGAAGAUCGUGCUGACGAGGUCUCCAACACUGAGCCCUGCAUCUACAACCUUAACCGUCAACACCCAGAAUGACUCUUUGACAGAAGAUGGCUGUGAGCCCGUCUUAGACCUGAGUGAUAUAAGCCCCUCCGGUGCCGCUUCCAGCCCACCCAAAGAAUCUGCAGCUGUGUAUCCCAUCUUUGGCUCUGCUUCCAAGAGGUUACAGAAGAAGACCGCUCUCCGGCCUCCUGUGUCCUGCAGCACCCCCUCUGGCUUGGUGGCAACACUGCAGCCCAACUCCUCUGCAGCCAAGGAGCGCAGCGUUCGCAGAAAGAAAGAGAAACCGGAUGACGAUCAGCUCAUCAUCGAUGCAGGUCAGAAACAGUUUGGAGCGACUACCUGCAGCUCCUGUGGGAUGGUGUACAGCGCUGACAACCCAGAAGACAACUUCCAACACACCCAGUUUCAUCAGCGCUUCCUCGACAGCAUCAGAUUUGUGGGCUGGAAGAAGGAGAGGGUGGUGGCCGAAUUCUGGGAUGGAAAAAUCAUCUUGGUUCUGCCAGAUGAUCCCAAAUAUGCACUCAAAAAGGCUGAGGACGUGCGCUGCGUAGCAGACAACGAGUUGGGUUUCCAGCAGGUGACCCUGAGCUGCCCCAAACAGGCCAAGACCUUCCUGUUCAUCAACACAGAGCGCAUGGUGGUGGGCUGCCUGAUCGCCGAACACAUACGACAGGCAUAUCGAGUCCUGGAGCAGCCAGAUGGGCAGAAGCAGCUGAACAGGGAGAACUUCUUGGAGCCGCAGCGGGCCUGGUGCUGCUCCACCGUCCCAGAGAAAGCCCUGUGUGGGAUCAGCCGCAUCUGGGUCUUCAGCCUGGCCAGAAGACAGGGCAUCGCCACCCGCAUGCUGGACACCGUCAGGAGCACCUUCAUGUACGGCAGUCACCUGACCAAGGAGGAAAUCGCAUUCUCUGACCCAACACCUGACGGCAAACUGUUCGCCACCAAGUACUGCAACACACCAGCCUUCCUCGUCUACAAUUUCAUUGCAUGAAGGAAACGGGGGGCUUAAGAUUUGGACUGAGUUUGACAACACAUUUUUCGAUAUGAAAAGCUGUAAAUGUUCAGGUUGUUCAUGGAGGGCCAGUGUUUGUGUUGAUAACCAUUUGCCUCUGUUGUGACGUGCUAGGUUUGUUCAGGAUAAAGUAGGUUUAGCUUUAUAAAUACUGGGUGAAACCAGGCUGGUUCUGUAUUAUGUACAUGUUACACACACUCAGAGUUGACUAAUUUUAAGUAUUAUUUGUAUGACUAAAGCUUCAGUUGUCUUCAUAUCCUGCUUGAUAAGUCCAGGGCUACAGUAGCUGAAUAUUUCACAGCACUCAAUACACUUUCAGACUGAGUGCCCUAAUGCAUCCUGGGAAUUGCCAUUUUUGAUAAUUUUGUACGUUGCAUCUCACCUUGAUUGAAAUACAAAGGAAACCGGAUGCCUACUAGACCAUAAUGUUGAUGUUUGUCUACAUUUUUCUCACUUCCAGCUCCAGGUUUACUGGACACUUGUUGGAAGGAAAAUAUUUUCCAAUACCCUGACUUUUUCAGAAAUGGAUGCAGUUAAAGCUUAAAUACACUCUGUCUUGUAAAUAUGUUGAAUAAACCUGUUCUUUUGUUUUAUGAA